AUGUGUCCUAUUUGUCUGCAUGAACCAGAGACCACAGAACAUGCAUUGCUACUCUGUCCCUGGACUAGAGCAGCAUGGUUUGGAGCACAAAUCCAGUGUUGUCCUACAGACCUAUCAGUCUCUUCUUUUGGGAAGUGGUUGAUGGAUAUUUUAGGAAAAAUGAAGUUGAAUAUAGGGGUUGAGUAUGAUCUUUGGUGUAGUAAGGUUGGUUGUCUAGUUUGGGAAAUGUGGAAAGCAAGAAAUCUAGCAGUGCAUCAGAGGACUAGUCCUAAUCCAACAGCUGUGAUUUGCAAAGCUAAACUAAUGGAACUAGAAUUUGCAGAAUUGGAAGAGGAACCAGAGAAGCAUUCAACUAGUGUGAAAAGGUUAGGAGCCACAGCAGCGGUAUACAGAGACCCUAACGGAUCCCUUCUCGCAGGAAUCAACUCCACAAUAGUCGCCACUUCGCCGUUAGCUGCGGAAGCAUUAGCGGUUAGGGAAGCUCUAAUUAUGUCAAGAAAUUUUCAGAUGGAGAAGGUUAUCAUAGAAUCAGAUAAUCAGAUACUGGUUCAAGCUUUAAAAUCACAUGCAUCAAUAGAAGCCAUUCAGGUUGCUGGUAGAAUGGUGAAGUUGUGUCUGUUGCAUGUGCGAAUAACUAGCUUGAGCAUAGUCUAUGUUAGAUUAGGUGGUGUUCUGCGGUACUGGAUUGCUGUUGCUGGAGGGUGGAGGGGGUUGACAGCGGGAGGGGUUGACAGCAGCCUUGAAAUCGGAACACUUGCAAAGGGAAUGUGA
This is a messenger RNA of Arachis stenosperma, 771 nucleotides long. RefSeq lists its product as uncharacterized. The transcript is spliced from 3 exons. NCBI's taxonomy places the organism in Eukaryota, Viridiplantae, Streptophyta, Magnoliopsida, Fabales, Fabaceae. The coding region runs from base 1 to 771 and encodes 256 amino acids. Gene Ontology annotation, molecular function: nucleic acid binding; RNA-DNA hybrid ribonuclease activity. The record is from RefSeq and is a predicted model, not a curated record.